UUGGCAAGGAAUGCAAAGCAUUUUAAAGCUUUACAGAAGCUGAGAAAUUUUACUAUAUCACUUCAGUUUUAAUACUGAGAGAUUUAAAAAGCUUCAGGCAAAUAUUACAGUUUUAAUGUACUGUAGUUGAAGUGAUGUCCUUUUCAAGCUCUUCUCACUUCCCUCUUUGUUUUGUUACAUGUUCUUUUGUUUAUUUGAAUCACAAAUCCUUCAGAAGAGGAAUUUCUGACGACUAGAUAUUCUUGAAUAUAUAGGUGUCUACUAGUUUGAUGUAGCACAGGUAAAAAAUUGGGCUUUUUUUCAGUGUGGAAGUAGAGUUGUUAUAACACAAUACUUUAGAAUUCUUUCAAAGUACCUGAAAGUAAAUGUGGUGUUUAUGGUUGAUGGCAUAUAGUGUCCUUUUAAUCAUGUAUGGGCUCAACUGUUUUAUAACUUUUGUUGGUUUGUUAUAUAUCAGGCAGUAAGACAAGUUUUAAUUAGCCAGGUGAUUAAAGGUUUUAAUCUGAUCCCCAGCCAGCCAAUCAAGAAGCUGUGCCUAGUCACCAACAAAGUGUUGAGUCUUGAUGAUUGCUUUGUACCCUUAACCCUGUUGUAACAACUGCCCGGAAAGAGAAGCAAGGAUAAGGAAGGAAUCACAGAAGCAGCAUUGUGAAUUUCACUGUGGUGAAUUCUAAUUCAUUCAAAAUUAACUUUUUUCUCGUCUUUGUUCCUUUUACACUGCAUGCCAACACCUUUUCUCCUUAAAUGUGAAGUGGAAGCCAAGAUGAAAUUCCACUCAGUCGUCCCAAAAAAAGGAAACCCAAAGGAAAGACUCCAUUAGAUGGCAUCGUCCAAGCCGCGGUGCGGAGGCAGUCAGAGAGCAGCGAGCCCCUCACGCCAGAACACCAGGACGUGGCUCCACAGAGGAAACGCAAGAAGAAGAAAGUACCUGCUGAAUGGAAAUGGCAUGGAUGUCCCCGAAGCUGAAGAAACAGUGGUCCGCAAACAGAGAAAAAGAACAAAGAAACCUCGACCGGCCGAAACGCAGAGCCCCAAUGAGCUGGAAGUGGAGGAGGAAGACAUCAUUGAAGAGGAGCACAGGAAGAGCCCAGAUCAGCAGCCUGUGUUUGCUGCUCCCACUGGAAUCAGCCAGCCCGUUAGCAAAGUGUUCGUGGAGAAAAAUCGGCGUUUUCAGGCAGCUGACCGUGCAGAAUUGAUUAAAACGACUGAAAAUAUCAAUGUACUUCUGGAUGUCAAGGCUUCAUGGACUACCAGAGAUGUUGCCCUCUCAGUGCACCGAAGUUUUAGGGUGAUGGGACUCUUUACCCAUGGCUUCCUAGCUGGGUAUGCUGUGUGGAACAUCGUUGUUAUCUACAUUUUAGCAGGCCAUGAGCUUUCCACAGUUUCUAAUCUGCUUGAGCAGUAUAAGACGAUAGCAUACCCAGCUCAGAGUUUGUUCUAUUUCCUGCUGUCUGUCAGUACAGUCUCAGCCUUUGACAGGACUGAUUUGGCAAAAGCCUCCGUUGCAGUGAGGGGCUUUUUGACCCUAGACCCAGCAGCAGUAGCCUCUUUCUUGUACUUUGCUGCUCUUAUCUUAUCCUUAAGCCAGCAGAUGACAUGUGACAAAAUCAACCUCUACACACCACCUUCGGAAAACGGCAGCAUCUGGACUGCAGGUACAGAGCAAGAAAUUGUUCAUUCAUGGGUUGUGGUGAAUCUGGUAGUGUCUAUUCUAGUUGGGACAAGUUGGAUCUUCUUGUCUUACCGACCAGAGCUGGACCACAGUGAAGAAUUGAUGUUUCAUGCUGAAAUCGAGGAAUUUCCCCAGGGAGAUGUCCUACCCAGAGUCCAGCCAUAAGUGUGGAACAAGAACCUGCAACUAUUGUAGCUGUGACUGAUGGCUCAACACGUCGUGUAUUAUAGCUAUGUAUUAUAAUUUUCAUAAAGAAAAGAAUGUAUUUUUGUAUUUUAUAUAUUUCAUGUUGAUCUUUUUAUGUACGUUACGGUUUCCAAAUGUGAUUGAAAACUUUUAUACUUUUUAUUUUACAAAGCAGAUUAUCCCUAGUGCAAAAAGUCAAGGUUUAUUUUGUAAAUAUUGCUACCUACAUAGCCAAAGAGGGUUGCAGAGGAUCAGGAGUUCUGUGUUUUUUUGAUGGUUGUAACACUCUUCAACAACCUGCUUUUGUUACUAAUGCUGACAGCAGUUAGCUUAUCUGACUUGGUUAAAUAUUCUCUAGAGAUUAAAACAAAUCUUAUGACAAAAGUAGUCUAAGGAAGAGAAGAUGAUAACAAAACAGAGUUAGGAAACAUAAAAUCCACCAAGUUGGUAAAAUAGUCUGCAUUUAGGUGUCAUAAAAAGUAUUUGCUAGAAUAAAGGAUUGAAUUGACAGAGAUUUUGUUUAAUAAUCCGUAAAAGAGGACACUUUUUUGUAAUGUUCAUUUAGUUCUCUUGACAAAGAUCUUGAUGAUAACAAGUUCUUUCAGGUUGAUGUAGAUACAAGAAAAAGAAGCUUUAAUGUUGCAACAGUUUGGUCAGUUAAUGAAAACACCUAAAUACAUCUUCUAAUCCAAGGUUGGUUUGUGUUGCCAACAGGAUACAUCCAUGUCCUCUAAUUUCUCAGCACUCAGGAUGCGUAACUGUUACAAAGCCAUUCACAAGAAUAGUGUUCUGAUUUUUCCUUAUCUUGCAUGGCAAGAACAUAUAGUUUUAUUCACUGCUCUUGCUAAAGAAACUUGAAUUUCACCAAUGUUGAAAAUGUUUGUACCUCUGCCUGUUUUGAUGGAGAUUGAUUUCCCCUCAAAUUUUUGUUUUAUGUUAGGAUAGAAUGGGAAACUUCUUCCUAAAAUUACAAGAAAAUAAUUAUUAAAGCAAACCAAGAACUCUGCAGCAACCCAUCUUCUGUGCAGUGAUGUAGUAGUAAUAGUGGCAGUGGGUGGGUUUUGAUGAUGAUAGCCAACAUUCUUUUAUAUUAAAAUGGCAAAAUGAAAGCAUUGCAGGUUGAAAGCGUUGCAUAUGGAAGGAUGAAAGUCUCCUCAGUAGACACAGACAAUGGCUAGUUUGAAAACCAUUUAUCAAGAAAGCGUCAUCUAAAGCCCAAAAACUAUUUGUAUGUGUUAUUUAAUACAUACUGAUUCUGCAUUAUUUGAUUUAAUACAUGUGUCUGCGGGUGGUUAUAAAGGGGGUGCAGUUGUUAAAGUUCUCUGGAGAAUUACUGAACUUUUUAUAGUAGUGAAGUUAAGAGUAGCCAGAUAAAAGACUUGAAAGGAAACGUCAAAGAGCUUUUUGUGCUUUCAGUGCUAACUUUAUUUACAGUUACCUGAGUUGCUUCAAAACAAACAUGGGAACAUGAACAAUUAGGGCUGUUGCUGCCCUACUGAGGACUUGGGUUCUCUUAUGUCCAUCCAGCAAAUUUAAGUUAUUCAAAAGUUCGAUGUUCAUGACAUCUUUUAAAUGCUGUUGUAAUCCUGGCUGUGAGGGAAAAGAGUUCUGCAAGAAUUAAAAGAUGUUCCACAGCUGUUGGCUGUGUUCUGGGGCAUUUAUUAUGGGAAGGAGCCCUUAACGCUUUUGUAAAUUGUUAUGGCUCUUGUGUAUGUAUAUUUGCAAAACCGUAGAGCGAAAUUAUGGCUGGCACUGCAUUGUACAGUAAGAUGGAGAGAUUCAAGGUGCUGCUCUCCUUCAGUCAAGCACUGCACAUUCUUGUAAUGAUUUGGCUGUAGGAGAUGUGGUUUGAGGCACAGUGUUCUCAUGUAGGUUGCCACCCCACUUCCUCUUGAUGUGGUGUGUUUGAGUUACAGAAUCACUGACCUGAAGAUGGGACUAAUAAUGGCUUCUCUUUGCUGCAUGGCACUUCUGUCAUCUCGGUAUGGUAAGAAGUAUAAUUUUGCUCAUAAAAUACGGGCAAAAUCAGGCAAAAGGGUGCUAAGGCAUCACGCCAGUACAGGGAAAACUUGGAUAACAUCAUUGCUUGAUUUCUGACAUUAAUGUUAGGAAUUGGCCUUCCAAGUAUCCCUUGGACAGAGUGAUGCUGGCCAAGAGCCAGAUUCAUUGUCAUUGUGAAAUACAGUAGUUUGUUUAGAUGGGUGAGCAUGGAUUGAAUUAAUGAACCUAAUGUGAUCAGUAUUUCAAUCCAGGUUUGCCUUUCCAGUGUAUCGUUUUGGAAGGAUCUCAAUAUAUCCAUAUUUAAAUUAAUGAGGUUUGAGGUUGCUGUAUAAAAAGCACAGUAAACAGUUUGAUGACUAAUUAUCUAUUUUACAAGAUAUUCUUCAUUCCAUUAAGCCUCACAGUGGAAUAUGAGUCUAACUGAGCUUUUUGUUUAGUUUCUUGGAAAGUUUCAGAAUGAAUUUAUGAAAUAGAUGUUUAAUUGUAGAACAUGCAAUAUCUGUAGAAGCCUUAACUGAAAUGCCUUUGUGCAUUUCCAUACCAUUGUUUUUAAUGCAUUUGUGUUAAUGAAAAUAUUAUGGAUAUGUUGGUGCCAAUUUCUUGUUUUUACACAUAUGAAGCAAUUAAACAAUUGCUCUAAACUAGUUAAAAAUGAUUGUACUUUGUCCUGUUUCAAGUUGUUUAGUCUGGUUAAAAUAAAUCAGUCUAAUUUUU
Messenger RNA from Empidonax traillii (willow flycatcher), 4573 nucleotides. RefSeq names its product transmembrane protein 237 (gene TMEM237). Gene Ontology annotation, biological process: cilium assembly. The transcript is spliced from 11 exons. NCBI's taxonomy places the organism in Eukaryota, Metazoa, Chordata, Aves, Passeriformes, Tyrannidae. Gene Ontology annotation, cellular component: ciliary transition zone. The coding region runs from base 821 to 1837 and encodes 338 amino acids. The record is from RefSeq and is a predicted model, not a curated record.